UAAACGCUGUCAAGUUAAGAUUAACAGGUGCAGUUUAUGAAGUAAAAUGAAUGCUUUCUGUAGGCCUUCAACCACCUGGCCCAACGUGCAUACAGCAUGCUCAAAGACAACAGAACGAUCUGCCAUAGUGACAGUUCGGCCUUGGUGUCCAGGAGACGAAAUUGGCGUAUGGAAAGUCCUGAAGGAUGGAAGUUUUAGCAACGUUCGUGUGUCCUUCUUGUUAGUUUUAAAGAAGAGGGUGACAUCUGCUGUUGUCGUUGGUGUUGGCUCGUUUGCGUUGGGCUACUCCCGCUAUUUUGCUGCAGCCUUGUUGACGGUGGCUGUCACACUGUGCUCGUUAUACUGUCUGACGUGGUUAUUCACUUUGAUGUAUCUUUAUGGCCCGCCUCUUUGGGAUAUGAAGAAUGUUACAAAGAAUUAUUUCUCAGAUGAAGAUUCUGGAUUCUGGGUGGCAGAGUUCAAAGGGCAGGUGGUUGGCACGAUUGCCAUUGUGAAAAGAGAACAUGGGAAAUGUGGACAUCAGAAGUGCUUAAAGAACAAAGUAGAUGAUGUUGAAAAAGUUGCAUGGUUGCGACGAAUGGCAGUGUUACGAGAAUGCCGUGGAAGAGGUGUGGCCAAGUCUCUGGUAGAAACCGCUGUCCAGUUUUGCAAAUCAAGAGACUAUGACAAAGUUGAAUUAAUUACAACCGAAGUCCAUCAAGCUGCUAGGAAACUGUAUGAAAAAUGUGGCUUUACGUGUACUGCGUACCUUCCUCAUAAGUACUGGAAAGGACUUGUCAGAAUAUGGACAUAUGAAUAUGAAUUGCCACUCAGAUGAUAUUGAGUUGUAAUGAUGUAAUGUAGACAAUUAAUAAACUCCAUGAAGUAAACAGUGACUGUUUAACAGGCGGAAGCUAGCAGGCUAUUGCAUAGUAGUGCUUCACAGUACUUAUCCUUUGAAAUUCAGUCUCUGUACACCAACUAGCAGGUUGAGAAAUAUUUGGAUACACCAUAGAGCAUUACCAGCAUGACUUAUCCAGAAAUUUCUCAACCUACCUGUUGGUCUACUUGGACUGCCGGUACUAGAAAUUGUAACUAUUUUACCUCAUGUAUCAUUUCACUUAUGUGAUGGCCGUCAGGUUUACGGCUUUGGGAAAUGAGACCGAGUCUGCCGAUUCUGCAGAUGCUGGAUUUGAACUUGCAUCUGGUCAUCAGGUAGCUUGACCAGGAAGACACCAGAA
Molecule: messenger RNA, 1220 nt
Organism: Liolophura sinensis
Lineage: Eukaryota; Metazoa; Mollusca; Polyplacophora; Chitonida; Chitonidae
Product: N-acetyltransferase 8-like
Exons: 1
Coding region: 47-817 (256 amino acids)
Molecular function (GO): N-acetyltransferase activity
Source: RefSeq, a predicted model, not a curated record